AUGAGACGGCCGAGGAAAACCUCAACUGGGUCAGACCUGAGAGUCUGGAUAGGGGUACACGGCCUCAACUGCCAGCGCCCCCCAGACUGCGAAGUACCGAAGGCACGAAGCAUCGCCCGGGCCUGGUGGCCGCGCCUAACCUCCGUCUCAGACUGCGCGGCACCGCGGGACCGGCGUCGUUGCUUCGGCGCCGAAUGCCACCCCACGCCAUGCCCUAACGAAGCUCCCGCGCGAAGCCGCUCGGGCCGGCGGAGGCAGGCCCGGCCCCACGGCUCCCUCCUCUGCGGGGCCCGAAGCUGCUGCGUCAGUCUCGACCGUCCCAAUGGGGGAGCUCACCCAGCCAAGAAGUCCUCAGUGAAGAGCGUCCGCGACUCACCUGCUAGGCCGCUGCUAGCCGUGCUCAUUCCCUGGAGUCCUCAGCUGAGCGUCAAAAUUCCAAGAAUGGGCUGUUUUAUUCCACCCUAUGAAGUAAGUUCCAUCAUUACCAUCAUCAUCACCAUCAACAUCACCACCUUCACUAUCACCAUCACCACCAUCAUCACCAUCAUUAUCAUCAUCACCAUCACCUCCACCAUCAUCACCACCAUUACUACCAUCACCACCAUCUUCACCACCAUCAUCACCUCCGUCACCAUCACCAUCAUCGUCAUCAAUUCACAGAAACAUGGAACAGAACAGGCCUGGGAGAGAAGUCCUUCCUCUCUUCUCAGGAGUAUCUUCUUGUCUGCAGACAAGGUCGAGUGCUUCUCAGACUACAUGGCCCUGUGGAUCCCGAAGAGCCAAGUGAAGGGUUUAAGGCAGUGGCUGAGCAGAACACUGCACUUGCCAGGGACCUGGAGAACCCGCCACCUGGAUCCUUUUCUUGCUAAAUGUGGCUACUUCCUGCAUCCCGCUCCCCAUGGUGACUUCAUUUUUCGAGCUCUGUACUCGGCUUCCUUGGUGCAGAAGGAGAAAGCAAAUUACAGGUUGGAAAUCAGAAUAUUUCAGAAAGGGGUGAGAAGGUUGGAGCAGAGUGAUGGCUAUGUAAUGAAGUGUCCAAUGACAACGCCAAGGCUGGGCCAAGUGCAUGUCCACUGUGGGUCCACGUUUGUCCAGGUCUCACGGCCACUGCCCCUUGAGAACUCCAGUGGACAGCCCCCGUGGCUGCUGUCCCUUCGCGGGGAGCUGGCGGCAUCCCUGGAAGAUGCCAGCCUCAUAGGAUUGUAUGUGGACAUCAAUGCCACCUCCAUCACCAUCCAAAGCCCGAGGCCAGAGCUUCUUCAGAGGUGGGAGGUGCUGAACACCUCCACGGAGCUCCUGCCACUCUGGUUGGUCAGUGGCUACUCGGCCUAUUCUUUAGAAGCCACUUGCCCACUGGUGUCAUCCCAGCCCGAGUUGGAGGUCUUAGUUCACAUCCCCAAGCAAAGACUGGGUCUGGUCAAAAGAGGUUUCCACUUCGAGGAAACCCUAAGCCUACGAUUCCUCCGAGUCCACCAGUCCAGUACCUUCACAGUCACUGAAAGCCAAGAUUUUGUGGUGGUCAGCAUUCCGGCAGCUGGGGUGCUCCGAGUCCAGCAAUGCCAGGAUGGCCAAGAAGCCCCAGGAACACAAGCUUUCUAUAGGGUAGACCUGAGCCUGGAAUUUGCAGAGAUGGCUACCCCAGUCCUCUGGACAGUGGAAAACUUCUUUCAGUGUGUGGGUUCGGGGACGGAGUUGCCUGCCUCAGCGGCCAUGCUGAGGACUGCCCCUUCCCCCCAGUCCCCAGGACCAGAGACUCCUCCAGCAGGUAUGCCCCCUGCUCUCUCACUGAAGAAGGGGCUUGGAUUACACCUACAGAAGGCCAGACCUGUGAGAAGAAGCUGGGUGUCCACUGUCUCCGACUUCCCCAGGGCGACGCAUGCUCACUAGGGCCCCCAGCCUUGCUGGGGGAAGCAGGGCUCCCCGGACACUUCCUGCCUUCAGCCAUGCCCUUCUCAGGAUCAACAGGAGCUGCCCAGACUAGCUCCGGGUCCUCAAUUCAAGUCUCCCCAGCCUCCAAGGCCCUGACCAUGCAUUUGUCCUCAGGAGUCACCCCUCCUCGACUGCCACUUUGGAGGUUUAAACACUCU
Loxodonta africana (African savanna elephant) is the source of this 2087-nucleotide messenger RNA. It is a transcript of the gene CIROZ, whose product is annotated as chromosome 3 C1orf127 homolog. The record is from RefSeq and is a predicted model, not a curated record. Lineage: Eukaryota; Metazoa; Chordata; Mammalia; Proboscidea; Elephantidae.